Symbiodinium pilosum is the source of this 954-nucleotide messenger RNA. The record is from the annotation of a GenBank genome assembly. NCBI's taxonomy places the organism in Eukaryota, Dinophyceae, Suessiales, Symbiodiniaceae.
GACGAGCUGUAUGUCUUCAGCUUCGGAACUUAUCCAGGCUACACAGGGAACCUGGCCCCAAAGGGCAUGAUGUCCGUGUUUUCCAGCGACGCCAAUAAUGGCACUCAGACGAUUUCCUGGACCCUCACGGAGGGCUUGGACACUCGCUGCUCCGAUGCGUGCACUGCGGCCAACUGCUGCGGAGUUCACAUCCACGUGGGGAUGACCUGCAGCACUGCAAACGACAUCGGAGGCCACUACUGGAAUUCCACGUACUAUGCUGUAGACCCAUGGCUGACGGUUAUGUACAACACCAGCAGCGGUCACCCGGCCACUCAGACCGACCUUGUCGUAAUGACAGGUACGACAGGGGAGGAUGUCUAUGGCCGUGCCAUGGUGAUCCAUGAUUUUACCGGAGCCCGUAUCGCCUGUGGAAUCAUUGAGGAGGCAACCACCGGUGCCUUUGCAAAGUACCCUACCUACACGGGAUCUUGGAUGACCACUGGCGGGGUUAAGGUCACGUCGUCGGGAACUGUGCAGACCCUGCACUGGAUUUUCACCGCCGGGCUGGACCCUCAGUGCUCCGGUCCCUGCACUGAUGCCAACUGCUGUGGAGUCCACUUCCACGUGGGAAAGACCUGCGGCUCGCACGCGGAGAUCGGAGGCCAUUACUGGAACAGCACUAUGUUCUCGACCGAUCCUUGGCUCUACAUUCAGUACAACGCCUCAGCAAUGCCUUCCAUCAUGAUGGACGUGGCGGUUGACACGGGGUACGAGGUUGCUGACGUGGCAGGCCACAGCAUCGUGGUGCACGACUUCACCGGAGCACGCAUCGGCUGUGCUCUCAUGUCUAACCUCGACAUGGGCACCACCACAACCACGACCCUCGCCAACAGCCAGGUGUCCGGUGCCCCCAUGUUGAGCUCCAUUGCCGCCACAACCUUUCUUCUUGCCACGAAGGAGCUUGCGUUCUGA